Molecule: messenger RNA, 665 nt
Organism: Papilio xuthus (Asian swallowtail)
Lineage: Eukaryota; Metazoa; Arthropoda; Insecta; Lepidoptera; Papilionidae
Product: cuticle protein 2-like
Exons: 4
Coding region: 53-574 (173 amino acids)
Cellular component (GO): chitin-based extracellular matrix
Molecular function (GO): structural constituent of chitin-based larval cuticle
Source: RefSeq, a predicted model, not a curated record
AGCUCAGCACCAGAACUAACAUUGUUGGAUCGAUAUUUGAAGAGAUAACAACAUGAAAUUGAUCAUCUUGGCUGCGUUGAUAGGAGUGUGCGCGGCGGGCGCCCUACCAGCGUACGUGUCGCCCCAGUACCGCUACUACCCGGACGGCAGGCCUAGAGCUGCGUUGGAAAGGAACGCAGCAAUUCUGAGGUCUGACUCCGAAGUCAAUGAGCAGGGAUACAGAUAUGCUUAUGAAACUGAGAAUGGUAUCCAAGCUGACGAAGCCGGUGUUGAAGCGAACGGUAUACAAGCUCAAGGUGGAUACUCUUACGUUGGGGAUAACGGUCAAGUGUACAGCGUGAGGUAUACUGCCGAUUCCAAUGGAUUCCAGCCGCAAGGCGCGCAUUUGCCCACCCCGCCACCCAUCCCUGCUGCGAUAGUCAGAUCACUACAGGAGAACGCCAGAGCUGAAGCCAGUGGGGCUUAUGAUGAUGGUAACUACCGCGGAAAAUACACUGACGCGUCUGGGGUGGUUAUAAAUCGUUACAACUACCCUUACAGACGUUUCUUCACCCCCUACAAGACGUACCAGUAAUACAAAGGAUCGACGUGCCAUUAAUCUAUAGUUUAAAAUUGUAUAGUCCACUGUUAACGAAAUAAAUGGAUUUUGUAUUCUUUUAUGUUCA